Molecule: messenger RNA, 1530 nt
Organism: Thermothielavioides terrestris NRRL 8126
Lineage: Eukaryota; Fungi; Ascomycota; Sordariomycetes; Sordariales; Chaetomiaceae
Exons: 4
Coding region: 1-1530 (509 amino acids)
Source: RefSeq, a predicted model, not a curated record
AUGAGGCACCUUGCAAUCCUUGCCGCCGCACUCGCGGCCGCCACGACGGCAGCGGCUGGGUGUACCAGAUGGAAAGUCGGACAAACAGUCAAGACAACAAGCGGCCCCGUGGGCGGACACGCGGCGUCUCUAGCCCCGGGUGUGUCUGAGUAUCUUGGAAUUCCCUACGCCGAGCCGCCGGUCGGGAGUCUUCGAUUCCAGCCUCCGGUCCGCUACAACGGGAGCAAGAAGAUUGAUGGCAAGAGCUUCGGUCCGGCGUGCAUUCCGUCCAACCUCAGCUCCUACGAUGCCGACUAUCCUGAGUCCUUGAUCCAAGAAUACGGAAUCACCGACGUCGGCCGCGCGAUUCUCAAGGAUCUCAUGAACCCUGGCCUUCCGGUCAGCGAGGAUUGCUUGACACUUAACGUGUGGACCAAACCGCAGACCGGGGAGAAGCGCAAGGCAGUCAUGGUCUUUGUCCACGGUGGAUCCUUUGUUUCUGGAAGCAGCAGGCUCCGGGACUAUUGGGGCCAAUACUUCGCCGAUCAGGAAGAUGUCGUCCUUGUCUCUAUCAACUACCGACUCACCAUCUUCGGCUUUCCCGGCGACCCGAACGGCACCCAGAACCUCGGCCUCCUGGACCAGCGCCUGGCCGUCGAAUGGGUCCGCGACAACAUCGCCGCCUUCGGUGGCGACCCUUCACGCAUCACCCUCUUCGGUGAAUCCGCUGGCGGCGCCUCGGUUGAUCACUAUUCCACCGCCUGGGCCUCCGACCCCAUCGUCGCCGGCCUGAUCUCCCAAUCCGGCACAGCCCAGGGCAUCAAGCCCUUGACCGCCGACGAGGCCGCCACCCUCUGGUACAACGCCACCUCCGCGGUCGGCUGCGGCACCGCCAACAGCACCUCCGCAGACGCCAUCCUCACCUGCAUGCAGUCCGUCCCGGCCUCCUCCAUCGUGCGCACCCUGUUCAACACGAUCUUCACGCCGUUCCCGCACCCGUACUCCCCGACGAUCGACGAGAAGAUCGUCUUCUCGAACCAGAGCGCCCUCCCGGCGGCCGCGGUGCCGCUGCUGAUCGGCAACAACGACAACGAGGGCGGCCUCUUCCGCGUCUUCGUGCCGGGCCAGGACAACGACACCAGCUUCUGGACGCAGGAGAACCAGGCCGAGUUCGUGUGCCCCGCCGCCGCCCGCGCCGCCCGCUCCGCCGUCACCGACGGCCACCCCACCUGGCGCUACCGCUGGUUCGGCGUGUUCCCCAACACGGAGCUGGCGCGCACCCCGCCGUCGGGCGCCUACCACAGCUCCGAGAUGGCCGUGCUCUUCGGCAACACCAACCAGACGCUUGUCGCCGACACGCAGGCCGAGCCGGCUAUCGGGAAGUACAUGCGCUCCGCGUGGGCCGCGUUCGCGAAGGAUCCCGCCAACGGGCUCAGCAAGCUGGGCUGGCCGCGGUAUCAGGCCGAGGGGGAGACGCUGGUGCGGAUUGGGUUCGAGAACCGCACGGGGACGAAUCUCGCCAAGGGGAACUUGUAUGAUACCGGGUGCUAA